AGAGUCGUGUUUGUACGACCAUAAUACAAAAAAGAUAUUGAAAAUGAAAACGUGCGGAGCAACUCGAUUACAUUUAAAACAUGAUUGAAAUUUAAUUUUAAAAAAAUAGAUUUUAGACAAAAGAAAACUUCAAAAUUACAAGGUGUUGGAUGGAGAAUAAAGGGUAGAAAAGUCUAUUAGAGAACACCUUAUUUUUAUAUGAUUGAUUAAUUAACAUUCAGUUUUGUAAUUCUUCUCAAUAAUUUUAUAUUCCCAUAAAAAAAUAGUCAACACCGUCUAAACACCACCGACCGUUAUUUUAUUAAAUUUUAAUGUCUGCAUACGUGUCUCCUAAUGUUAAAACCGAGUGACAUUUAUGUAAUUUGGCUAAGAGUUAAGAAACAAGAAAAGAAAAAAUCGACAAAGAGAUUCCAAAAUUGAAUUGAAAAGCGAUUAUCCCAAUCUCAUUCUUUUCAUCAAAAUCAGAAGUAAUAAUCGAUUAUGGACGAACAUGGCGAUUGCAAUUUCAAUCACUCAUCAUCAAACUGAGGAUGUCACAAACUGACGUUUCUUACUGCUGUGGCUCAUGUGGAUACCCUCUGAACUUGACAUCGUCGAAUCGAAUCACAUCUAACAUUGCAUCAGAAUACAAAAAGUCUGUUAAGAAAGGGUCAAUCUCCUUUUCAUCAGUUGAUCUCAGCCGCUUUACACAGGUUGAUGAAAUAAAUUGUCUUCCGGUUUCAUGGUUGUGUCCUUCAAAGACUAAACUGCUUUGCCGUAAAUGUGGAGUUCUUAUUGGUUAUGGUUAUAGUGGACAAGCACCUGCACUUUGUGGAUGUGAGCCUUCCAUUUCGUCGAGCUCUCUGACGAAAUUCUCGGUGAAGAUUCGAUCGUUACAGCCAUCUUCGGAUGAGUCUUGAAAAGGUUGAGAUGGAUGGGAUUUCCAAAAUUGGCGCUACCUCGAUUGUUCAUCUACCGGAUGACUGUCUUACUAUUAUUUUCCUUGCUUUAGAUUGUCGGGCUGAUCGUGAAUCGUUUGGGUUGACUUGCCGACGAUGGCUUCAUAUU
Messenger RNA from Vicia villosa (hairy vetch), 1047 nucleotides. RefSeq lists its product as uncharacterized. Lineage: Eukaryota; Viridiplantae; Streptophyta; Magnoliopsida; Fabales; Fabaceae. The coding region runs from base 531 to 899 and encodes 122 amino acids. The transcript has 2 exons. The record is from RefSeq and is a predicted model, not a curated record.